Hordeum vulgare subsp. vulgare (domesticated barley) is the source of this 1602-nucleotide messenger RNA. Its product is annotated as probable receptor-like serine/threonine-protein kinase At4g34500. Lineage: Eukaryota; Viridiplantae; Streptophyta; Magnoliopsida; Poales; Poaceae. Gene Ontology annotation, biological process: protein phosphorylation. The record is from RefSeq and is a predicted model, not a curated record. Bases 16 to 1395 code for a protein of 459 amino acids. The transcript has 6 exons. Gene Ontology annotation, molecular function: ATP binding; protein kinase activity.
CCACCGCCGCGAGCGAUGGACGCCGCCGGCCCGCCGCCCGCGGCCUCCGUCGACGACGUCGGCAGGUCAUUCCUCGGCCUGUCCACCGCAGCCGAGGGAGCGUUCGCGGGCGCCGUCGUCCUGCUCCUCGUCGCCGCGGCCGCGUCGAUCGCCGCGUACCUGGCGCGCCGGCGCGGGGGCGGGGCCAAGCCGCAGUCCUCGCGCGUCGACCACGCGCUCUCCUCCGGCUCGCUCCUCCCGACCUCCACGCCCAAGCACCAGAAGUACGCCGAGGUCGGCACCAGCUCCUCCGACGUGGCCAGCUCGUCGGCGGCGGCCAGCUCCCUGGAGUCGCCGGUGGGGAAGAAGCUGGAGAGGAUCAGCGGAGGCGGGGCGGCGCCGGGGGUGGAGAUGGGCUGGGGGAGGUGGUACGAGCUGGAGGAGCUGGAGGCGGCCACGGGUGGGUUCCGCGACGCGAACGUGGUCGGGGAAGGAGGCUACGGCACGGUGUACCGCGGCGUGCUUGCCGACGGCGAGGUCGUCGCCGUCAAGAACCUCUUCGAUCACAAGGGUCAGGCUGAGCAGGAAUUCAAGGUGGAGGUGGAAGCCAUCGGCAGAGUGAGGCACAAGCACCUCGCCGGCCUCAUCGGCUACUGCGCGGAAGGGCCUAAACGGAUGCUCGUGUACGAGUUUGUUGAGAACGGCAACUUGGAGCAGUGGCUGCACGGGGACGUUGGCCCCGUCAGCCCGCUGACAUGGGAAACGCGCCUGAAGAUCGCCAUCGGGACAGCCAAAGGCAUUGCCUACUUGCACGAAGGGCUGGAGCCCAAGGUGGUGCACCGGGACAUCAAGUCCAGCAACAUCCUCCUGGACGAGAAAUGGAACCCCAAGGUAUCCGACUUCGGCAUGGCCAAGGUCCUCGGCUCCGGCUCCAGCUACGUGACGACCCGUGUGAUGGGCACGUUCGGGUACGUGGCCCCUGAGUACGCGUCGACGGGGAUGCUGAACGAGAGCAGCGACAUCUACAGCUUCGGCGUGCUGCUGAUGGAGCUCAUCUCCGGGAGGAGCCCGGUGGACUACAACCGGCCGGCCGGCGAGGUGAACCUGGUGGAGUGGUUCAGGGGGAUGGUGGGGAGCAGGCGGGUGGAGGACCUGGCGGACCCGCGCAUGGCGCCGGCGCCGGCGCCGAGGGUGCUCAACCGGGUGCUGCUGGUGUGCCUCCGCUGCAUCGACUCCGACGCGCACAAGCGGCCCAAGAUGGGCCAGAUCGUGCACAUGCUCGAGGGCGACGAGUUCCCCUUCCGCACGGAGCACCGAUCGCCGCGAGCGGCUCACCGGCCGUCGACCAGCGCGCGGACGUCGCUUCUGGCCGAGAAGGCCGGGGCCGACGACGCCGACAAGUCCACGUGGAGAUGAGGGGCGUGCGUGCGUGGAGGCUGAGCUGAGCUGACCUUUUCUCCCCGGUGCUGUACAUUUUUUGUUUAUUCGGUUGGUUUUGGUCUUAUGGCGUUGGCAGGAGCAAGGCAUGAUUGAUUCGAGCGUUCGUUUGUUUUCGGUUUUGUUCUAAUUUUGUAGCAGUACGGUGGCGGACUAAGCUUGAUGCUAAUGAUUAUGGUGUGUAAA